Cucurbita maxima (winter squash) is the source of this 1892-nucleotide messenger RNA. Its product is annotated as probable serine/threonine-protein kinase PBL19. Gene Ontology annotation, molecular function: ATP binding; protein kinase activity. Gene Ontology annotation, biological process: protein phosphorylation. The coding region runs from base 242 to 1621 and encodes 459 amino acids. Lineage: Eukaryota; Viridiplantae; Streptophyta; Magnoliopsida; Cucurbitales; Cucurbitaceae. The transcript is spliced from 5 exons. The record is from RefSeq and is a predicted model, not a curated record.
GUGAUCCUCUGACUCUCUCUUUCUCUCUCUAUAACAACUAUGGGCCAAAAGGAAAUGGGUCUUUGUUUUCUUUGCUCGAUUACCUAACGCUCUUCCAUUUUUCAAAUGAAAACGCUCAACCAAUCCCACUUGGUUUUCAUUUUUUCCUCUCACCUCUCAUUUGACUUGAUCGUCUUCUUCCUCUACCCUUUUUUCUCUUCCAACAUUCCGAUUCUGCAACUCCACAACUUGUUUUGAAGCAAUGAAGUGCUUCCACUUCACCAAUGGCGAGAGAAGGGAUGAUGAAGACGCCGUCGUUUCUAGAGUCUCCAAGGUCUCCUGGGCUCGUUCGCUAAGUAUGGCUUCUAGCACUUUUGAUACCAGGCGGUCCGAGUUCGAUUCUGACUUUUCUAGGGAUGUUUCCGACUCGAUUGGGUUCGAUGAGUUCUUGACUCACCGGAGAGGGAAUGAUCUGCGCGUUUUUUCCUUUUCCGAGUUGAGAUCAGCCACGCGAGGGUUUAGCAGGGCAUUGUUGAUUGGGGAAGGAGGUUUUGGUUGUGUGUUUAAAGGAGUUGUUAGGGCUUCUGGUGAUGAUAAUGGUGGCUCCAGUUCCAAGUCUGAUUUGAAAAUGGAGGUUGCUGUUAAACAGCUCAAUCGCAACGGCUUCCAGGGGCACAAAGAGUGGAUCAACGAGGUGAACUUUUUAGGUGUGGUGAAACAUCCAAAUCUUGUGAAAUUAGUUGGAUACUGUGCAGAAGAUGAUGAAAGGGGAAUGCAAAGGCUUUUGGUUUAUGAGCUUAUGCGCAAGAGGAGCUUGGAGGAUCAUCUAUUGGUUCGAGUAUCUUCACCAUUGUCAUGGUUGGCAAGGCUUAAAAUUGCUCAGGAUGCAGCUCGUGGUCUUGCAUAUCUACAUGAAGAAAUGGAUUUUCAGCUAAUUUUCCGCGACUUAAAAGCAUCAAAUAUCCUGCUAGAUGAAGAAUUUAAUGCGAAGCUUUCGGAUUUUGGACUUGCCAGACAGGGUCCUCCGGAGGGAAUCAGUCAUGUGUCAACAUCGGUUGUGGGUACAGUAGGCUAUGCUGCUCCAGAGUAUGUCCAAACUGGCAGGUUGACUGCAAAGAGCGACGUGUGGAGCUUCGGAGUUGUUCUCUAUGAACUCAUUACAGGAAGACGAGCUGUGGAGAGAAACCUACCACGCAACGAGCAGAAGCUUUUGGAAUGGGUUAAACCAUAUGCGUCUGACCCUAAGAAGUUCCAUCUUAUUAUUGAUCCACGGCUCGAAGGAGAAUGUGACAUUAAGUCAGCACAGAAACUUGCAUCACUGGCUAACAAAUGCCUGAUGAAGCAGCCUAAAAAUCGCCCAAAAAUGAGUGAGGUUGUCGACAUUCUUGGAAACAUCAUCAGUGAAUCACAUCAAGAUGAAACAGUUCCUCAACCGAGCGACAACAUCAUCGUGGAAACAAAGGAAGAAACUGUGGAGGAGGCUGAAGUCGAGGCUGCUAGUACUACUAGUAGUAGUACAAGGCAUAGAAAUAGUCAUCUAAGGAAAGUUUUUGAUUUUAAGGAUAUGGUGAGCUUGAGAAACAAAUCUUUUGGGAAGUUAGAUUGGAGAAAUUGGACACCUGGGUUGGUGAGAACUUGGUAACAAGCUUUGCUUAUUCUUUGAGAGUGACUGUGGAAGGAAGGAAUGAAGAACAACUGAGUGGCAACUAGCGAGGAAGAGGCGCUAACCGAAGAGAGCGACUGUGCUAGGAGGAUAUGGGUGUGGUGGAGUUGUCGACUUUGAUGUGCAAGGAGGACGUGGGUGUGGAGUCAUCGACUGUAUUGUGCUGUACUGAGUUCCGACGGGUGAGUACCAUUAUGCGAGGACUGUAUUUUGCUGAACUGAGUUGCGACCCGUGAGAAAGGUACUGGAG